This is a messenger RNA of Acaulospora morrowiae, 1041 nucleotides long. NCBI's taxonomy places the organism in Eukaryota, Fungi, Glomeromycota, Glomeromycetes, Diversisporales, Acaulosporaceae. The record is from the annotation of a GenBank genome assembly.
AUGGUUAUGCAAAAUACUAUAGCGGUUAAAGACUUCUGGCAAAGUGUGGAGGAGUUAAAUAGGCGAAACGAGAUCAAUAAUUCAAAGGUAAAAUAUAUUGAUAAUCUCGAAAAAUCUACCUAUGAAGUACUAGACGAUACUAGAUCAUAUGUUAUUGAAGAUGUUAAAGCAGAAACUGGAAAGCGCAAGUCUGCCGGAAGUGAGAUCCCAACUCGUUACGAUCGAAAUAAAUCAAGUGAAGGUCAGAGUAUUGUCUUUGAAUCUGGUCAUGAUGAACAAAAACAAACAAAGCGAGUUCGCUUUCAUAAAGAAAAGUCGAAGAAAACAUCAGGAAAAAGGGGAAAUGCAUUGCCUGAUGGUACCAGACUUGAGAAGGCGACUCCUCUGAAUCUCGCACCGUCAGAUGAUAAAUGUAAAGACAAUGAUCCAUCGUUAAUGUUAACUCCGCCGGACAGUGUUGAGAAUCGGAAAACAUUCGGGUAUAUAAAUAGCUAUGAUUUGGGUGACGAAGUAGACAAUUUUUUUAAAAGUCCCACCGAAAAAAAAUCGCCCAGUCCGUCUGAAGACGAAACGGAUGACGAGGAGGGUGAGGUAGCAGAGAAGCAUGAGCGAGAUGAAUUUCCUUGGUGCCCCAAUUGUGACGCGGAGAUUAAUAUUUUGGAUAUCACAUUUUGCCCGUACUGCGGAAAAAAUAUAUUGUCAGAUGAUGAUUCAGAUGGGGAAAAUAUAACAGACGAUAUUGAAGAAGACACGGAUACUCCUCCUAAAUGGUCCAAAUCCAGAAGUAGUCGAGUUCAUAUGGCUACAGUAGAAGAACAGUCUGAUCCCAUUUUUUCUGAUGAUGAUACAUCAAAACCUGAGGACAAUGAUUAUAACUCUGAUAAUUCGUCAGCCGUGAAUUGCGCUAAGCAACGUGGAUAUCCCGAUAAAUCCUCAGAGUCUAAGGUCUCUAGUAAAUCCGAGCUUUGUAAGGUAAAGCAAGACAAUAAUUUUUCUUCCGCCCAUAAUGCCUCAUCAGAUAAAGAUAGUCAUGCAAGCUAA